CUUUUGUCGAAUAUUUACUGAAGCCUCUUAUAAGAAUCUUUCUCCACACUCAAGCUGCAACAAGCCCUAAUCGGUGGAAACCCUAACCGGUGACUGGAUUAACACUGAUAACAAAACGUCGAAAAUGGACCUGGAUGAUUUGGGAGAGCUCGACGGUUCAAGUCAGGCCAAUACUCGAACCACCAAAUUCGCGCCCAAAUCUUCCAAAUUCGCACCCAAACUCAAAUCCACCUCUAAGCCAAAACCUGAACCCUCAUCCAAACAAGAGCCUCAAGACUCCGCGCCCAAACCCCAACCACCACCUGUGGAAGCAGUUUCCAAAAAGAAAGAAAACGAUGAAGAAGAUGUCAAGCCGCCGAUGGUUGCUGAACCGAAAGCCGAACAAUCGAUAUCAAAUGGCGCGGUGAAGAUGGAGAUUGAUGAGGAAACUAAAGAAGAUGAGAUCUUGACUGAAGCCAACAGAGAAGAAGAUCAAGGAGAAGAAGAAGAUAUGGUUGUUCGCGAAAUCGACGUCUUCUUCACUCCUUCAAUUGACGCCGACGCUCAGUUAUAUGUUUUGCAAUAUCCUCUAAGGCCUUGCUGGCGACCAUACGAAUUGGAUGAACGAUGCAAGGAGGUACGGGUGAAACCUGAUAGUGGGGAAGUGGAAAUUGACAUGUCUGUUGAUGUUGAUUCGAAUAAUUACGACAGUGAAUCUGCUAACAAAUUGAAGAUGACGAAGCAGACCUUAUCUUCUUCAUGGCUGCCACCACGUCCAUCUGGCUAUGCUGUUGGAGUUUUAAUGGGUGAUAAGUUGCACCUAAAUCCUAUUCAUGCAGUUGUUCAGCUCCGACCAUCAUUGGCACAUCUCAAGUCUGGUGUCUCAAAAAGAAAGGACACAGUGGCUGCUGAAGCAGAAGUUACUGUUAAAGUAGAACCUAACGAUGGGAAAGCAGCUGGUCCAUCUGCCAAGCAGAACCAGAAAGUGCAGUCCUCAACUGAGCAAAAGGCAGAAGAUAAAGAGUGUUGGGUUCCGCUCAAGUAUCAUAGCUCCAAGAGUGAUUUUUCUGCUCAGUAUCUGCAGAAAAUGAUGGCAGAACAAAGCUCCCCAAUUGAGUUUACUUUGAACCCGUAUGAUUAUGUUGAUUCCUUGUGUCCUCUACCAAGCAACAACAAUAAAGCACAACGUUUAUCCAGAAGGUUGUUAUGUUCAAUUCCACUUGAAGACCGUUUGAAGAAAUUACUGACCGAGGGGCGUCCUUUUCACCACUUCAACACUCUCAAAAGGCACUAUGCUCCUGAUGACCCAAUUGAAGAAGUUUUUGAAGUCCUUCAGAAGCAUGCUUUAUUAGUGCAGGGACUCUGGGUUCCCAAGAGCUCAUUAUUAUUUCCGGGGGAUCCGUCUAAAUCUUUAGCCAGAGACUAUGUGCUUCUCUUAUUCAGCAAGAACCCAUUCAUAAGCUAUGACAAAGUAAACAACCUUUCCACAAGUCGCAAAGAAGAAGUGAAAGGCUUUCUGAAAAUCUUAGCCAUUGAGAGUCCUCCCUUGAAAGGUUGGAAGUUAAAAGAGAAUACUGAUGAAAAUUUCAAAAAAGAAUAUCCAGAUAUUGUUAAGAAACAAGAACAGAUUUGGAAAGCUGGAGAAGACAAUGUAACUAAUCAUAUUUGGCGAGGUGCAAAGGGUGGCCCUAGUAGAACAAAGCCUGGCACAGUCAUAAAGUCAGAAAAAGCAGGGAACUCUGAUAAAGUUGCAAGAAAGGUUGCACCUGGAGCACAUGCUGGGAGGACAAUGUCUGAUGAAACUCGAGAAGCUAUACCAAAGGCCCUGAAAAAAGUGUUUCAAACUUACAAAGUUUGCAGCUUGCAACUGAUUCGCAAAGGUCUACGAGAUUUGGCUCUUUCCCAGUCUACCCUUCCCAAGGCAGAUGCUAGACUGGUAGUUAAGGCAGCAUAUGGUGCUGAUGCACCUGAGCAUGAGCUCCAGGAUGUCGUUAGUCAAGUUGCAGUAGAACUUCAUGGUGGUCUUUUUGUUAUGAAGUCAUCCCAAGAGAAUCCAGAAUGUGAUCCAUUGAGGGAAGUUGUGAUUAAUCUUCUUCGUGUGAAAGACAAGCUCAAGAAGGCUGAGGUCACAGCUGCUGCCCAAGUUAGUCUUAAGAGGGACAUUACGAAUAAUGAAUAUAACAAGGUAAUGAGUGAUUUUUGCGAGUAUAAAGGUAACUGGUGGGUAUUGAAAAGUGGUGAUGGGAAGCCAAGCUAAUUUGAUCUAAAAUUAUAAUGUUCAUUGAGGAUUGCUGAUGAAAAUAGGGCAAAAGAGGAGGUAUUUAACCUUGAAAUAUAUUAACAAAAAUAUAGUUUUGUGAUGGUAUGUAUAGCUUUCUGUUUUUGUUUCUCAUAUACAUUCAGUGAAUUGAUAGGCCAAAUUACAUGGGAUGGGAAUUUACGCAUUGCACUGGGUAAUUUCUGGUGGAACUCACCCUUUUUUUACCCACGAAGGUACAAUUAAGAUUGAUAUUGUAGUAGUGGGUUCCAAAUUGCAAUGUUGUUGGAUCGGGUUGGAUUGGACCAGAACUUGGUUGGAGUAUUGGUCUGGUUUGAGGGAUUAGAUCAGUUGACUCACAAAUCAGUACAAAUUAGUUGAAUUGAGAUAAAAGAAAAUUGAUUAAAUCA
Messenger RNA from Gossypium raimondii (Peruvian cotton), 2646 nucleotides. RefSeq lists its product as uncharacterized. Gene Ontology annotation, cellular component: RNA polymerase III complex; nucleus. The transcript is spliced from 13 exons. Lineage: Eukaryota; Viridiplantae; Streptophyta; Magnoliopsida; Malvales; Malvaceae. Bases 125 to 2236 code for a protein of 703 amino acids. The record is from RefSeq and is a predicted model, not a curated record. Gene Ontology annotation, biological process: DNA-templated transcription.